Ipomoea nil (Japanese morning glory) is the source of this 1861-nucleotide messenger RNA. Its product is annotated as protein NRT1/ PTR FAMILY 6.2-like. Gene Ontology annotation, cellular component: membrane. Gene Ontology annotation, biological process: transmembrane transport. The coding region runs from base 83 to 1861 and encodes 592 amino acids. The transcript is spliced from 6 exons. The record is from RefSeq and is a predicted model, not a curated record. Lineage: Eukaryota; Viridiplantae; Streptophyta; Magnoliopsida; Solanales; Convolvulaceae. Gene Ontology annotation, molecular function: transmembrane transporter activity.
AAUUAAUCUAGUUAGGAAUUGAAGGAGGUUACACAUUGGAUUUCAAGUCAUUCCACAAGGAGUUGCCAAACUGAAAUUUGGAAUGGAAUGCUUGGUCCAACAUGCAGUGGACUACAAGGGUAUGCCUGCUGACAGGACUGAGACUGGCGGUUGGAUAUCUGCUGCUCUGAUUGCUGUAAUCCAGUUGUGUGAAGGAUUUUCAACUAUAGGAAUAUGUGUGAACCUUGUCCCAUACUUGAUUGGAACAUUACAUCUCUCAAGUCAAGUGGCUGCCAACACUGUAUCCAACUUCUUGGGGGCUCUUUUCAGUCUAUCUUCUCUAGGAGGAAUUCUUGCUGAAUCCUACUUGGGCAGAUAUAAAACAAUUCUCAUCUUUGCACUUAUCCAGGGUCUAGGUACAUGCUUCUUGUCUAUAUCAACUGCACUUCCACAGCUAUGGCCACCUCCUUGUGAUCUUGAGGCUGAUUCAUCUGCAGAUUGCGAACAAGCAAGCAGACUUCAAAUGGCAGCAAUGUAUUCAUCUCUGUAUCUAAUGGCAGUAGGGACUGGUGGCCUCUUACCCAACAUCUGUGUUUUUAUCUCCGACCAAUUCGACCAAAAGAACGACAAGGAAAAGGCACACCUAAGACAAUUCUUCAACUGCCUCUUUUGCUUAUUCGCCGUGGUGGCUCUGUUGGCUGUAACACUUCUUGUUUACAUUCAAGAUGAAUACCAACGAAGUUGGGGCUAUGGGGUUUGCUCUCUUUCAAUGCUCCUUGCUAUCUUCAUGUUCUUGGCCGGUACAAGAAGUUACAGAUACAAAAAGCUCACCAGAAGUGCCUUGGUUCCAAUCCUACAAGUUCUCUUGGCUGCUAUAAAGAAGAGGAAGUAUCAGGUUCCUGCAAAUAUUGAGGUACUCUAUGAAGAUAAUCCAGAGUCUUCCAGAAUCCCUCACACUCGUCACUUCAAGUUCUUGGACAAAGCUGCUAUUCCUACAAAAGAUGCCUUUGUAUCAUCAACCAAUUCCUCAGUUCCAGAUCCUUGGAAGGUGUCCUCAGUUACAAGAGUUGAGGAGGUUAAAAUGAUUGCCCAUCUCUUACCAUUUUGGGCAACAACAAUCCUUUUCUGGACUGCAUUUUCACAGCUGAUGACCUUCUCAGUAGAACAAGCCUCCACCAUGAACAGAUCCAUUGGGGGGGCUUUCAUUGUUCCUGCUGGUUCAGUUGCCAUCUUCUUUGUGCUGCCCAUAUUUAUCACUUUAGGAUUGUAUGGUCCUGUUAUCAAACCCAUCUGGAGAAAAUUGAGAGGGAAACCUGGCCUCACAAGCUUACAGAAGAUAGGGAUAGGCCUGUUACUAGCUGCACUGGGCAUGGCUGCAGCAGCAGUUAUCGAGUCGAAAAGAUUAUUGGUGAUGAGAGCUUCGAGUCCAUCAUCAUCAUCAUCGUCAUCGUCAUCACCUCUACCCAUUACUGUCCUCUUCCUGAUCCCGCAGUUCGUGCUGGUGGGAUCGGGAGCAGGGUUCAUGUACAGCGGGCAGUUCAACUUGUUCAUCAAGCAACACACGCGAAAAGGGAUGAAAGCAAUCGGCACCUGCAUCUUUCUCACCACCCCGGCACUCGGCUUCUUUCUCAGCAGCUUCCUGGUGUCACUUGUCCAGAGAAUCAGUACCAUUCGAGGCGGCAAAGGGUGGAUAGGCCACAGCAUCAACAACGGCAGAAUCGACUGUUUCUAUGGCCUUUUAGCUGCCCUAACCUUAGCUGAUUUUGAGAUCUUUCUUUUCUGUGCUGCGGCGUUCAAACCACAGCAGAAAACGGAGAUGGAGGGUGUUGGCAGUGGAGCUUCAGGUGUGGAUAGAGAUGUGAAAACCUCAACUACAGUAUGA